CCGCCGCCGCCGCCGCCGCCGAAUCCCCAACAAGGAGCGAAGCCCCCGACCGCCGCCGCUGCCGCAGUUCCCGCCGCCGUCGCCGCCGCCGCCGGGCGUCGGAGCAGGCCGGCGGGGCCCCAGGAUUGGGAACCUGGGAGAGUGACACUGUGGCCCCGUGUCCUCCUCCCAGAGCCAUGGCGACCCCAGACGUGAGUGUCCACAUGGAGGAGGUGGUGGUUGUGACAACCCCGGACACUGCAGCUGACGGCAGUGGAGUGGAGGAGGUGAAGACGGUGCUGGUGACCACAAACCUGGCCCCUCACGGGGGUGACCUGGCAGAAGACAAUGUGGACACGGAGAAUGCAGCUGCUGCAGCCGCCGCAGCCUUCACAGCCUCCUCACAGCUCAAGGAGGCCGUGUUAGUGAAGAUGGCUGAAGAGGGGGAGAGCUUGGAAGCCGAGAUUGUGUACCCCAUCACCUGUGGAGACAGCAGAGCCAACCUGAUUUGGAGGAAGUUCGUGUGCCCCGGCAUCAAUGUGAAAUGUGUUCAGUAUGACGAGCAUGUGAUCAGCCCCAAGGAAUUCGUGCACUUGGCGGGGAAGUCCACCCUGAAGGACUGGAAGAGAGCCAUCCGGAUGAACGGCAUCAUGCUCAGGAAGAUAAUGGACUCAGGGGAGCUGGACUUCUACCAGCAUGACAAGGUCUGCUCCAACACUUGCCGAAGCACCAAGAUUGACCUCUCGGGGGCUCGCGUGUCCCUGAGCAGCCCCACGGCCGCAGAGUACCUCCCACUCACACCUGCCACAGCAGAUGUGAAUGGCUCUCCUGCCACCAUCACCAUCGAGACCUGUGAGGACCCCAGCGACUGGACCACGGCCAUUGGAGAUGACACGUUUGCCUUCUGGAGAGGCCUGAAGGAUGCUGGCCUUCUGGACGAAGUCAUUCAAGAGUUCCAGCAGGAGCUGGAGGAAACCAUGAAAGGCCUGCAGCAGCGGGUGCAGGACCCUCCCCUGCAGCUCCGAGAUGCUGUCCUCCUCAACAACAUCGUACAGAACUUUGGCAUGCUGGACCUGGUGAAGAAGGUGCUGGCCAGCCACAAGUGCCAAAUGGACCGCUCUCGGGAGCAGUACGCCCGGGACCUGGCAGCCCUGGAGCAGCAGUGUGAUGAGCACCGGCGCCGUGCCCGGGAGCUGAAGCACAAGUCCCAGCACCUCAGCAACGUGCUCAUGACGCUCACACCCGUGCCCCUGCCACCCCCGGCCAAGCGGCCGCGGCUUGCACGCGCCACAUCUGGACCAGCUGCCGUGGCCUCACAGGUGCUCACUCAGUCUGCACAGAUUGCCCUUGGCCCGGGUGUGCCUGUGCCCCAGCUGGCUAGCGUGCCCCUUGGUAAAGUGGUGUCCACGCUGCCCUCGGCUGUCCUGGGCAAGGGCUCCCCUCAGGCUCCGCCAGCCAGCUCGCCAGCCUCGCCGCUGCUUGGGGGCUACACGGUCCUGGCCUCCUCAGGCUCCAGCUUCCCCAGCACAGUCGAGAUCCACCCGGACGCAUCCAGUCUCACAGUCCUGAGCACAGCAGCCAUGCAAGAUGGCAGCACUGUGCUGAAGGUGGUCAGUCCACUGCAACUGCUCACCCUACCCAGCCUGGGCCCUACCCUGCAGAAUGUGGCUCAGGCGUCACCUGCAGGCAGCACAAUUGUGACAGUGCCCACUGCCGCAGCCCCUGGACCUGAGGAGCACACAGCCACCAUCGAGGUGGCCGCUGUGGCCGAGGACCAUGAGCAGAAGUAGCCGGGAACCCAGGCCUCUUGCAGGGUGUGUCCUGGGAGGGCAAGGCCCCUCAGGGCGGAUGGAGCUGGCUGCCUCGUCUCAGGCCGCUGCAGGCAGAGGCCAUGGGGCUGGCUGUGCACAGGCAGGUCUAGUGGGCUGAACCAAGGGAGGCUUUGCUAGGCGAAUGGGAGGACCGAUGCCAGAUCUGGGAGGGGGUCUUCACGUCCAAACCCUCCCCUUUUCUCUUGGGAAGUAGACUUUCCACCUGUUGCUUGUUGACACUGUUUACACACUGGGCCUUGAGCGGGAGCCAGGGGCUCGAUGGCCAGGAGGCGGCCUGGGUACAGCUGGGUGCAGGCAGCAGAGCCGGGGCGGCAGGUGCCUGAGACCCUGAAGGUGCUGGUGGCGCCAGAGCCAGCCGAGUCACUGAGUCCUGGUGACAUUACUAACACAUGUCUUGGGAACAGUACCCAAGUGUGGAAACCCAUGGAUCCUAUGGAUUUGGUUUCUUCCCACAGUUUUCUGUAGGGUUAGUGUGGCCACACCCCGCUCCUCUGCCUGUGUGGGAAUGUGCACCCUGGGGGCCAAGGUGCAGGCCUGGGGCAGCACCUGCCCCCACCCCAGGUGCUCAGAUAGGGCACCCAGGCACACCAGGCAGGGUCAAGAGCCAUCGCUCAUGUGCUGCAGGUGUUUUUAAGUGUAUUGCUUAGUAGGCUUCCAGGAAGAAUCAAAUUUGUUGCAUUUUCAACCAAAACAAUGCUGAGUGCCUAGGCUUCCCGAGGCGGCUUUGGAAUGGGCCUGGAGCACUUGUGUAUGCACCUGGCCAGGUGCUGGAGAUCUUGGGCAGUGCCCUUCCCCAAGGUGAGGCUCUUUGGGGCAUUUGUGUGGGGGUGUUCCUUCAGACUUGUGGGGGCUGAGAUGACCCCUGCAUGCAGUCAGUUGUUGAGCCCCCCCAGGGCAUAGGGCAGGUCAGCUAGGGGACACAGGGCCUGAGAUAUUCCAUGAAGGGCUGUCUGUAGUCGGUUUGCAGGUCAGGUUUGGGAUCUCAGGAAGACCAGGCAGGGGCUAUCUUCCAGGCCAGAGCCCCUGGAGCCAGACAUUUUGGGAGGUGGGGUGAUCUGUGGGGCCAGCUGUCUGCAGACCUUCCUGGUGGUUGUCAAACAAGAGCCCCACUGUCAGAUAAGAGCCCCACAGGGGGACAAAGCUGCUGUCCCUUUUUGCUGCUUUGAAAGGAACUGGCUGUCCCUCUGUCUGUCCAUCCAUCCCUCCUAAGUGCCCAGACUCCACCUCCACACCCUUGUUGUGACCAGGGUCCCUUACCCAUGUCAAGCUACUGAGGUUCUGUUUCUUGUUUUCUUUCUGUUACAUCCUCAUUUGCUGUUAGGAAUCAGCUGGUUUCAGCGAGACGUUUACUUGUUUGUGUACAUACUCCUUUUUUAAAAUUCAUUUUUAUUCGCGUUUUGAGUCCUGUGACAUGGGGCAGCAUGACCUUGUGGGCAUCAGGAGGGUGGUGGGUGUGGGCAAGGCCCAGCAGCUCAGGCCAUGUGCAACAUGGCAUUGCUGGUCAGCCCCUGCCUCUCCAUCCAGAGGCCCUGGAAGAUCAAGUUAACCUUCAGAGCCAUACACAAGCCCCACACCAACUUCGGAAUUAAUUCCCAUCCCUCUUUCUCUUGGUGCCCCAAACUGCCCUCAGACAUCUUCUGCCAGCCCCUACCACAGGGGAACCCACCUUGCUGGCGAUGGAGGGCAUGCUCACCCCCACUGGCGGGCUCCAGCUGCCUCCUGCAGAGCCUGCUGGCUGCUGGGAGUUGCUGGGCUUCCCCUGCCCCUCUUGCUCCUCAGGGCUGGCCAGGGCGGGAAGGAAGAGCCGCUGGCCGCGUACAACUAGGUGUCUGGUGGCUGCCUUCAGUUUAGUUUUCUGAGGAAGUGGGACUGGAUCUGAUUUUUGCAGAGAGUGUCAGCUCAGUGAGUGCCGGAGGCACCUGGGGAAGGGCGCGGUUUGGGUUUCACUUUCUAUGUUUUGCAAGCAUCUGCUUGGUACUUUGACUUAAAAUAAAAACCUUUUU
Molecule: messenger RNA, 3814 nt
Organism: Sciurus carolinensis (gray squirrel)
Lineage: Eukaryota; Metazoa; Chordata; Mammalia; Rodentia; Sciuridae
Gene: Gmeb2
Product: glucocorticoid modulatory element binding protein 2
Exons: 10
Coding region: 177-1769 (530 amino acids)
Biological process (GO): positive regulation of transcription by RNA polymerase II
Cellular component (GO): nucleus
Molecular function (GO): RNA polymerase II cis-regulatory region sequence-specific DNA binding; DNA-binding transcription activator activity, RNA polymerase II-specific
Source: RefSeq, a predicted model, not a curated record